Messenger RNA from Pseudocercospora fijiensis CIRAD86, 1350 nucleotides. RefSeq lists its product as uncharacterized. Gene Ontology annotation, molecular function: tRNA (uridine) methyltransferase activity. The transcript has 4 exons. The annotation marks the transcript as partial. NCBI's taxonomy places the organism in Eukaryota, Fungi, Ascomycota, Dothideomycetes, Mycosphaerellales, Mycosphaerellaceae. Gene Ontology annotation, biological process: tRNA methylation. The record is from RefSeq and is a predicted model, not a curated record.
UGGCUCGCAAUCCUGGAAUGCCCAUGCACAUUUCCACCAGAAAUCUUCAGCUCUGUAAUGCAGAACCUCAUAAAGAACCCCAACAUCACAUCAAGCCACCUCUUCCGCGCAGACAUUCUCUACGACAGCGACCAAGACCACACAAAAGACAGCCUCCUCAAACACAUCAAGCCAGAAUACCAACCUCGCCAAACCCAAUGGCCAAAUUUCGAGCCCACAAGAACGAUCGUGAGGAAACUUAUCCCAAGGAACUUCCAGCUCGAUGAACCACUCAUCCAAACAUGUCAAAAUUUCGAACGAAGAGAAGACAACAAGAAACAAUACACCCUCGUCGUAUACACGCCCCACGUAGAAAAAUCUUCAGACAUGCCCUUCUACCACCCAACAGUCUCCCAACUCGCCUUCCUCCACACCUGGCAUCCCGAAAACAAUAACAAUAGCACUCUAACCCUCCUCUACCACCCCUUCACCACCACCACCACCACUACCACCUCAUCCUCACCCCUCCCCCUCACAAAAAAACUUUCGCGAACAGCCCUAAAACUCCUCCAAACAAUCCACAAACACGGCCAAGGCCGUCUACAAGGCUACGAAAAACGCGUCCACCUCGAUAGAAUUCUGUCGCAAAAACGUUACCAAGAUACAUAUGCGCGUCUGAAAGCGAAGUACGGGAAAAAGAUUUCGGAGAAAUGGGUGGAAGUGACGGAUCCGGGGAAACAUGUUUUUGAGGAUAUUGGGAUUGCGGCGUUUUUGAUGGAGGUUUGGGGGGAUUUGUAUCAAAUGACCACGACUUCUUCUUCCCUGCUGCCGCGGUUUCCAGGGUUUGUGGAUAUUGGAUGUGGGAAUGGACUUCUCACAUACCUGCUGCUAAUGGAAGGGUAUCCGGGCUAUGGCUUCGAUGCUAGGAAUCGAAAAACAUGGGAGAUUUUCCCGGAUCAUGUACAGGAGAGAUUGCACCAGAAAAUUCUGGUUCCGAAGGUGUUGCAGGAAGCUGUGGAGGCGCCGAACAACGAGGUCUUCUGGACUGAUGGCAUGUUCGAGCGCGGGACGUUCGUGAUUUCGAAUCAUGCCGAUGAGCUCACGGCUUGGACACCGCUGCUCGCGUACUUGAAUGAUUCGAGCUUCAUCGCGAUACCGUGCUGUAGCCAUGAUUUGGCAGGGGCGAGGUUUCGGGCUCCACAGAAGACCAACCAGAAGAUGCCAUCAGCGUACUCUACGCUCUGCUCAUAUGUCACAAGCUUGGCAGAAGACGUGGGAUUUCUUCCUGAACAGGAUGUUCUUCGCAUUCCGAGCACGAGGAAUGCUUGUAUCAUCGGACGAAAAAGAAUCACUUCCUCGGAUGCAAUUGAG